Nilaparvata lugens (brown planthopper) is the source of this 453-nucleotide messenger RNA. RefSeq lists its product as uncharacterized. Bases 1 to 453 code for a protein of 150 amino acids. The transcript has 2 exons. The record is from RefSeq and is a predicted model, not a curated record. Lineage: Eukaryota; Metazoa; Arthropoda; Insecta; Hemiptera; Delphacidae.
AUGGGUACAGUGAGCCACAAUUCGGAUACAAGAAGUUGGCUGGUGGUGGCCAGUUACUGGACGCUGGGAGCUCUGGCAGCAUUGGCCGUCAGGAAGCAAGCCUUCCAGAACCAAAGCUUGGCCCAGAUCACUAACCCAGGGAUAAUGAACAGAGUGGGCUUCAUGCGUCUGGUCGUGGCUUCAGCUGAAAAUAAAGAUGGCGGCGGUUCGCGAAUACUCCACUUGGGCACUCAGUGGCAGCGGGACCUUGACAGUGAUGCAUCCACCAAAGGGGCUCAACUCAAGUGUAUGGUGCAUGAAUGGAACCAGAUGUAUAAGACCAAUCACAAGUACCAUCCAAGAGUGCGGGAAUUGACCCGUGACAAUAUCCAUGAAUUUGAUCGAGAAAUGUUUGAAACUGUUUUCAAAAUUGUGAACAGGACAUUUGGAUAUGUGUGUGGAUUAAUGAUGUGA